This is a messenger RNA of Penicillium antarcticum, 1629 nucleotides long. RefSeq names its product histidine phosphatase family protein. Lineage: Eukaryota; Fungi; Ascomycota; Eurotiomycetes; Eurotiales; Aspergillaceae. The transcript is spliced from 3 exons. The coding region runs from base 1 to 1629 and encodes 542 amino acids. The record is from RefSeq and is a predicted model, not a curated record. Gene Ontology annotation, molecular function: acid phosphatase activity.
AUGGCUACCAAAAGCUUUAUCUCUUUAAUCGCUCUGGCUGCUGGUGUUGAAGCGGGCGCCAUUAAGCAAAGGGCGACUUCUACACAGCCCGAUUGGUUCCAGACCUCUCCUGAUAACUAUGCUGGUAAGUACCGCUUCUGUGAUGCAACAACUGGCGCUGCUCCUUUCCUGGCUGCAACAAACGCUGCUCCCUUUGGCGAGCCAACUUACAUGCCCAAUGCCCCCUUGGAAACAUCAGAACCCAUCAGUGGAGCAAAUGGGAGGAACAUCUUCCAUCUUAUGGGUGAUUUGAGCCCCUACUUCUCUCCAAGUGAAGGAUUCGGAGUAAAGGAAUAUCCUCUACCCAAGGGCGCAAACAUCACCCACAUGCACAUGCUCCAACGCCAUGGCUCAAGAUAUCCCUCCUCAUCUGAAGGACUGGAUACAUGGGGCGCGGGCAUCCAAAAAGCUAUUGCAGACGGAGCCGCCUUCAAAGGCGAGCUCGAAUUCCUGAACGACUGGUCCUACCAGCUCGGCAAAGAGAUCCUCGUCCCAAUCGGCCGCCAAGAACUCUUCAACAGUGGCAUCCUAAACUACUACAACUACGGCCAUCUGUAUGACAACUCCUCUAAAAUCGUCGUGCGCACAACCCUCCAGCCACGAAUGCUCGAGAGUGCAGAGAACUUCCUCGCCGGAUUCUUCGGACUGGACUGGACCAAGAACGCCAACAUCCUGGCAACAAUUGAUCCAGCCACUACCGGCGAAUACGCCUGCGCCAACGAGGCUACCAGCAUGUUCGCCAACAUCGCCGAGCCAAUCAGUACCUGGCAAAAGACCUACCUGAAAGACCGCACGGAGAAACUCAAGAAACUGACCGGUAACUACAACUGGACCGUGACAGACACGUAUCACGCCCAAAGUCUGUGUCCCUAUGAGACCAUCAGCCUCGGCUACAGCGAGUUCUGCCAGCUAUUUAACUACGAAGAAUGGGAAGGAUUUGCCUACCUCAUGGACAUAGAGUUUGCCGGCCUUUCCGGCUUUUUGAGUCCCACCGGACGUGCGCAGGGUAUUGCCUGGGUUGAGGAAUUCCUUGCUCGCCUUGAGGGUCACUACGUCGAUGUCCCGACUAAGCUCACCGGUGCCAAUACGACAUUGGAUACCAACCCCGUCACCUUCCCGCUGAACCAGAGUCUUUAUCUGGAGUUCACACACGACGCCAACAUCGUCUCUGUCUUGACUGCGUUUGGUCUGACUCAGUUUGACGAUUCCUUGCCUGCUACCCAUCGCCCCAAGAAUCAGCAGUUCUCUGCGAGCAAGCUUGUUCCUUUUGCAGGCCGGUUGAAUAUUGAGAUUAUUACUGCGCCUCACCAGGUUUCGACCAAACGAUCCGGCAAGGCUGGAAAGAAGUCUACGGAGUAUGUUUCUGGGACGGGUGAGACGAAGUAUGUCCACUUCAUUCAGAAUCAGCGCACUAUUCCUCUUCACUCUAGUUUCUCUGCCUGUGAAUACCGUGAGGAUGGGUGGUGUGAAUUGUCGACUUUCUUGAAGGUGCAGAAGCAUAGUCUGGCCGAUGCGCAGUAUCCUUAUGCUUGUUCUGGAAAUUGGACCGUUGGAAGUUGGGGAUCUGUUAGAGAUGGGGUGCCUGCUUGA